AUGGAAACGCAACCUAAAGUUGACUCAACUACACCAUCGAGCACAUCAAAUUUCAACACGGCAAGCGAGAGCCAUCCGCACGAAGCAGCCGAGGAUCCCGGUGACGAUAUACCACCAUUCAUCGAAGACGAUCUCAGCCUCCGCUUUCCUCGACCAUACGGUUCAAGGCAUCUUGCCAGCUGGGUCAUUAACAGCGAUCCUGACAUUAUGCGUGUAACAAGCGUACCCGGGCCCGACGACGGCAGUCUGGCGGACUCCACAUACGAACUCAUUCAUACCGCGGACGACAGCAACAGCGAGUGGUCGCAUGAUGAAAACAUGGACGACAACGACAUUAUGGGCGAGUCGACUGGCUCUCUGGACCAACAUUGCACGGACGAGGCGCACAGCGCCACUGGAGAAAUGGAGCCAGGUGUCCAAGUACUUGAUGAGAGUUCAGGCAUGACUGAAAGGCCAGCUGCUCAGAUGUCCAGGUCAGCGCCAGACAGCGCUGACGCAGACUCCGAUCACGAUCAGGCUCCCUCCACUCCGUCUCUUGACUAUGCACAUGAGACACUUGACAUGCCGUCAUUUUUCGUGGAAAAGCCCGAGCAAUCCGAGCCAGGUCCUGCGAAGAAGCAUGCUGUUCCUAAUGAGUCAAGGCACACAAAGAAGCGUGCUGUCCUCGAGCUGCUCAAGGAUUACCAGGUCUUUGUGCCAAACGCGACUGACUUUCAUGAACACCGAUCGUUGAUGAUUGCACUUGUACUUAGCGCGCUGGCUAUGUUAGGUACGAUCCUUACAUCGUACUCUCUCCCCACGCUCCAGGAGGGCCGCAACGUUCCCAACCUUCUGGCCUUGCCUUCGACAUCUACCUCUUCGCACCUUGUCUGGAGCACACCUUCUGACAAGCAAAGUCCUUCAUCGACAGUCAGUGAGAGGACUCCUGAUCCUCAGGCACAAGACGAGAGUAGCAGCUAUGACUGGAUCUUUGGACCUCCUCGACCGAAAAUGAGUUACAUCAUCCACGGCAACAAGUUUACAGCUCACGUUGCCGAAGACGUCAAAGCUGGAUGGAAGUACCAAGACUGCGUCACUAUUCAAGCCUACAGGGACGGACAUCAGAUCUUCACCACCAAGGGCGAUCAUGAAGAUGGCUUCUUCGCCACGAUCCCUGCAGCCGAGAAAUACGGCGACGUCGAGUUUGUCCUAGAGUCAACAUGCAAACCAGUCACUCGUCGUGCAGUCCACAUUCGAUUUGCCACCUUUACGGAAAGCUUUGAAGCCUUGACAGAAAGCGUCAAAAAUCGUCGCUCUCUACCAGAGAUCACCAAGGCUUUGGUUCCCGUGCUCGAGCAUUUCACCAACCCUUAUAUCGUGGGACGUCACAUUAGCGACAGAGCUCGCGACGCUGCCCAAUCUGCUCGACAUGGCAUGAUGGAAGUUCCCAGCCUGACUUCCAACAUCGUGAACAGGGCUACGCAAACCUUCAACCAUGCGUCCGAUAUCCGAACUGCUGGUAUUGAGGCAACGAAACGUGUGGCUGGACAGCUCAGUCAUGUACAGAUGGGGCUGCACUUGGGGCUUUUGGACGCCCAGAUUGCCGCGAAACUAUCUUGGCUUGGCAUCACGGGCAAGCGGCAUGCGCAAGAUGAGUAUCGCCGCAAAGCUGAGGUCUUCAUGGCAGACAAGCGUGCCAAAGCCGGGCAGCUUGUCUAA
Molecule: messenger RNA, 1698 nt
Organism: Emericellopsis cladophorae
Lineage: Eukaryota; Fungi; Ascomycota; Sordariomycetes; Hypocreales; Bionectriaceae
Exons: 1
Coding region: 1-1698 (565 amino acids)
Source: RefSeq, a predicted model, not a curated record